AUGUUGGCGGAGGCGCAGGAGGUCUUGAAGCAAUUUCGUCAAGCCUUAAGUGGACUUAGGGAAAAUGACAAGAACAAAAUUAAUAAGCUCACCUUUUUGGCAAGGGACAACGCUCAUCUUACAGGUGUUCCCCAGGGUAUUGUCGAAGCCACUUCAUGUCAUGUGUACGAGAUCCCUGCAAGCUACAAACUGUUAGGAUUAUACGUAAUUGAUUCGAUCGUAAAAAACGUUGAUGUUCCCUACCGUCAAUUGUUCACCAACAACAUUGUUCCCCUAUUUGUGCAUUCUUUUCAAAUGAUUCGUGAUGAAGCCACUAGAAAACGGUUAUUUAACCUUCGAACUACAUGGAAAGAGAUUUUUCCUUCCUCAAUGAUGCGAAGCCUUGACAUGCAAGUCCGAGAACAUGAUCCGGCGUGGCCUAUUAUUCCAAUUGAUGAGGCACAUCCACCAAAUCGCAUUCCAUCGGUGCCCAAAAUUCCACAGUCAAAAUUGGUUGAAAAGCCUAUUCCUAUCGCCACAAGUCAGUUGACAACUCCUGUCACUGAGGCUGUAAUAGCGGAGGGUCGUGAUCCACGCCGUAAUCGAAAAAGGAAAUCCUCACCUGACAAUAGUGAAAGCCAGUUUCUUAUUGAUCGCGAUGGCAAUCGUAAAAUGGAGUCAAUUGCUAGGAAACAUGGUAAGGAGGAGAUGGCUAAAAUACCUAAGAAGUCCCGAACCUUGUUCAGUGUCAGAGAUCAGGACAUGCGUUCAGUUCAAUCUUCUAAGCCCCGUUCUCCCGAUGUUAAGCAAAGUUUUGUUAAGCAACAGGACGUUGAUAUGCGGAUAGGUGGUGCACCACCGGCGUCCACUGCUGUUUUGGGAGGUGGUUCAGUAAUUUCUGCAAGCACAACUCCUAUGAUUCCGUCCACCAAUUUGGUAUCCGCCCGUCUACCCCGUGUUGCGUCUAGUGAGUGUCUUUCCCAUGGGGCUUCACCAAAUCACUCACGUCCGCCUGUGCAACAACACCAAUCCCUGCCCCAACCGACGCAAGGACUCCCAUUACCUCAUUAUCACCGCGCUGGUCGUCCGCUGGGUCCCCAUCGUCCAAGCCCUGAGAGAACCUUGCCACCUCCCCCACCAUCAGUGUAUAGCCGUCCCCGAAACGUUCCCCCUAUAAGAGGUCCCAUGUGGAGCGUUGAAAUCGAUGGUCUUCCUGAGAUGAUAAAUAUUGGUAUUGACCCUCGAAUGCUGUCGCGUGUUCAGAAUCCAAAGAUGGCUCGACAAAUAACGGUUGAUGGUCGACAGUAUCCUUUGCUCCUUGAUCGCGUUCAACCAUUAAUCAAGGUUGAGGACCAGUUGCACGCUGUGCGGUUCCGGUGUGACAGUCUCGUUUUUCUUAUUGAUCAUCAGCGUUACGUGAUUCCUGGUACGGGUUAUACUAGGAUUAGAGCGGCUGGGCGGGAACGGAUAGCGUACCUUGGAGGCCCAGGUCAUGAAAUUGUCAUUGAUGGGCGACCCCACACAAUCCCCUUCAAUUCGCACUAUGCAACUAUAAAUAUUGAUCGUCAGACUGUUUCCGUAAUGUAUGCUUGUGAAUUCCCUCAAGAUGUCAACGUUCUUCCUGCUAUACCUCCAAAAAUUCUUGAUUGGGCUUAUAGAGGUCUGUUUGGUUCGCCGGGUAGUUUGCAUCUUGCUCCCCUUAAUCCCUUGGUGGAGUUGGAACGCCAAUCCGAAAAUCGACAAGAUUCUGUGAAGUCUGAGCAACAAGGACCCACCCACUUUCAUGGUCGCCAAUUACAAUCCUCCCAAAAACACGGUCACCUCGAUGACAAGUCUUCUAAGAAACCCGAUGCUUCGAGGGAGGUUCCUGCCCCCUCCGCUCCGCCGGUUAAUGUCCAAGAUUUGCUGCAAAAGCUGAUUGCUGCUGGCAUCGUUAACAAACCUGAGUCGCUUCCUAGUUUGGCGGAGUAUAAUUGGGAGAAAUUUCGCCAACCAUUUAGCCAAGAGAUUGAUGCCCUCUAUAGCGGCUUUCAGUGUGCCCAGUGCGGAGUGCGUUUUGAGAGUGAGAAGUCAUCGGACUUCGACGCUCACCUGGAUUACCAUUACGUUAAAAAUUCCGCUGAACACCGAGAGCACAGAAAUAGGACAUAUUAUCAGGCCUCUCAUUACUGGCUGUUGAGCGAAACUACCAAUGAAGGUGUGCCCCAAUUUUCCGUUCCCGUUAACACGGUCGAGAAAGAGGAGGUCAAGUGCCCUUCCUUUUCAGAUGAGAGUCUUAACGUAUGUGCUGUGUGUUUUGAAAAAUUUGACAAGGUGUUUGAUCGCGAUGAGGGUGAGUGGAUGCUUCGAGGUGCUGUUAUCGAAAACGGCAAGGCUUACCAUCCGAUAUGUCUAGAAGAUGUGGGUAAACAGUUUCCAGUGAGUUUCCAGAUCAUCAUGGUGGGAAUGGUCACAGCGGAGAAGGCCAAUUCACUUCCACAAGUGCCAUCUUCUGUUUCCGGGGGGGAGAACGAGUGCACAUCCCCGAAGAUCAAGGCGGAACAGAACAGCUCUGUGAGUCCUGUGCCGUCGUCGUCGCAGCUCUCUGUACCACUAAAAUCCGAGCCCCAAAUAAUAGAAACAAAAAAUGGUCUAGACGACUUGAAUUUUUCCUGUUCUCGCGACUCGCCCCAGCGUUCUUCGCCACCUCCGCGGGUCGCUAGUCUGCCAUGUGGAUUAUCCUCAAUGAUAACUGGAUCUGUGAAACCCAAAGAAGAGUCGGCUACAUUACCGCUACCGCCAUCAUCACUCCCAACUAAUCCCACACCUCUGCCAGUUAAACGCGAAUAUAAUGACGAUUCGGAGGGCAAGUUAGGCGCGACUAGUCCGCCCAUCGUAAAUAUUCCUGGUCUUUCGCCGGCUAGUUCAGGUAAUGGGAAUGACCAAGACGAGAGGACAAUCGGGGGGCUGGAUAGUGGUAACGAGGGUGGUAACGUGGCCACAGCCGCUAGUAUCUCCUCAAAUCCAGUGGAAGCCUUACAGGCAUUCUUAAGAGGCGAAACAUCAAUCCUUUAG
Molecule: messenger RNA, 3033 nt
Organism: Mesocestoides corti
Lineage: Eukaryota; Metazoa; Platyhelminthes; Cestoda; Cyclophyllidea; Mesocestoididae
Source: the annotation of a GenBank genome assembly